This is a messenger RNA of Calypte anna (Anna's hummingbird), 991 nucleotides long. It is a transcript of the gene ANKRD2, whose product is annotated as ankyrin repeat domain 2. The transcript has 9 exons. Bases 41 to 991 code for a protein of 316 amino acids. The record is from RefSeq and is a predicted model, not a curated record. Gene Ontology annotation, molecular function: protein binding. Lineage: Eukaryota; Metazoa; Chordata; Aves; Apodiformes; Trochilidae. Gene Ontology annotation, cellular component: nucleus; cytoplasm.
GAGGCCACAUCCUGCACGGGGCUACAUACUGCAGGCAGACAUGGAGUUGGAUGUGCAAAGGGCCAAGGAGCUCAUUGAGCAGAAGCUGGCAGAGGAAGAGAAGGAGAAGCAACUCAAAGGGGAUGGUGUGCGGGAGCCUCCGGCUGUAGAGCGGAUGAGCACACCUGAGCUGGAGGAGGAGAAACGUGGCCUCAGGAACCGAGGCCUCGAGGCUGUCAAGGGCCACGAGCGGGUGCGGAAGAGCUCAGUGGACCUGCGGCGGGAGAUCAUCGAUGUGGGAAGCAUCCAGCGCCUCAUCGAGCUCUGCAAGCAGCAUCGGCAGCGCCGCAAGGAGAGGGCAUCCACCCCUGAGCCCCCUCCACCGUCUGAGCCCCUGGAGAUUGAGGGUCCUGUAGAGCCGGAGACCUUCCUGCGAGCUGCCAUCCAGGGCAAGAUGAAUGUCAUCGAGAAGUUUCUGGCAGAUGGUGGCAACCCUGACACCUGUGACGAGUUCCACCGCACAGCCCUGCACCGCUCCUCACUGGAGGGACACACGGACAUCCUACAGAAGCUGCUGGACAGUGGGGCCACUGUCGACUUCAGGGACCGGCUGGACUGCACUGCUGUGCACUGGGCCUGUCGGGGUGGGCACCUGGAUGCCCUGAAGCUGCUGCAGGACCAUGGGGCAGACCUCAACCUGAAGGACAAGUUGCUCAGCACCCCCCUCCACGUGGCCACCAGGACUGGACACCUUGACAUUGUGGAGCACCUCCUCCACUAUGGGGUAGACAUCAACUCCCCAGACAGGGAAGGUGACACAGCACUGCAUGAUGCUACACGUCUCAGCCGGUACAAGAUCAUCAAAUUGCUGAUCCUGCAUGGAGCUGACAUGAUGGCCAAGAACCAGGCUGGCAAGACCCCAACGGACCUGGUGCAGCAGUGGCAGGUGGACACACGCCAGGCACUGGAGACCAAGGAACAGCCACAGGUGGAGAUGGAGGUCCCUGCAUGA